Molecule: messenger RNA, 3399 nt
Organism: Brassicogethes aeneus
Lineage: Eukaryota; Metazoa; Arthropoda; Insecta; Coleoptera; Nitidulidae
Source: the annotation of a GenBank genome assembly
CAGUUUCUACACUAAACGUCAACGCGGAAGCAGACCGCUUGGCGCUUGUGAAUGAAAAUAUCACUGCCGAAAUCAUAAAGACAUUUAUUGAGUGUAUAGUGUGGUGAAAACAGCAGGACUUAAAAUGGCCGCACCGGAAAUUUUAUCGCCGCCAUAGUAUCUACCUCAGUGGUGAUGCUAUCCAUCCCCCAAACGCCAACCCCAAUCUUAAAAAACAAAUACGAAAAUAACAAUGACGUCAACAAGAAGCACCAAGCAAAACAACACGAAUUAACGAUGACUGCCGAUUGCAAGACUUAUUCUACCGUGACCUCAUCCAUCAAAUCUUCGGACUCUGUCAAGUCUUUAAAACAGAGUAGCAAGAAAAAAAGCGGCUGCAUUCAUUUAAAUAAUCUAUGGAGCAUAUGGUACGGAUUAUUCGGAACUGGCCUACAAGCCUAUGCUGCUUUUAAAUGCCUUAAAAGAACUUUAGGAUAUUCUCUUCUGGGAUGGCCUGAAGGUUUACCUUUUCUCGAACUAAAUUGCAGUCUUGGGUUGACUGGCGCUGCCUUUUUGCUGCUGCCUGUGUUCCUUGCCGUCGCAAUAUUAAAGAUCGGUAAUCUAGCAAACGACGGCUUUAAACUGGGUCGCCAGAUCAGCACUUGCAGCAAAGACACGGAAACGGAGGACACUGCGAAAUCGGGCUGCGGCCUCUUCCGCUACGGCGGCCCGACCGCCCCCUUCAUCCACAUCGCGAUCUCCUUCUGCCUGCUGGUGCCAAAACUGCUGAUGGAGGCGAGACUGAUCGAGUCCGGCUUUCUGUCGCAAGACUGGAUCUGGCACACCGAUCUGGACUUUAUGAUUCGGCACAGGGAUCGUUUGGUGGUUCUGAGUUUCAUGCCCUCCAAUGCCACGCACAAAAUGGACUUGAUAAAUCCUAGGACUUCAGCCUUGCAGUUUAACAGCGAGUCGCAAGUCACUACCACGGUAAUGAAGACUUUGAAGGAUUACAUUGGGCACGACAAUCACACCACGAUUUAUGAUAAAAGUAUUGAUUCCGGCUGGGUAAACUCAGUGAGCGUGGAAUACUUGAAUUUGGCCAUAGCAUUAGUUAUCUAUUCUGUUAGAUAUCCGGCUCUAUUUUGGUCGACAAACAAAUGCCUCGGCAUCAUAUUCUCGUUUCAACUAUUGAUAAACGGCCUACACACCCUGAUCUCCUUCGCUGGAAUGUCCAUUCUGUAUAAGGUGCACAUCGCUGGCGUUUGGAAAUCGCUGCCGCUAUUGAAGCACAACGCGAGGAGCGUGUACACGUUCGGCAGUCCCACGCCGUUCCUGCUCAACUCGCAGGUCACAUUCGGCAUGUACAUGCUGUCGACCCUUUUGGUCCUGUCGUCGAGCAUUGUGCUCUAUUUCUACGGUCACACGAGAUUUCAUGCAUUUUUGGACCAAGAACGCGAACGCAAAAUAAUCAGCUUAAAAGGCGAAGGGGGCAACAGGUGGGGCUACUUCACUCACUGCGCCGCUUUGUGCGUCCUUAUUUCGAUUGGCAUCUGUAAUGCCCCCCUGCUACACGACUACACUGUAGUGUACAGGGGCAGUCUGGACGACAUAACAUUGAUAUGCAUCAUCGCCGGAAUUCUACAUCUCUUCUUCUGGAUCGUGAUCUGGCUGUUUCUGACCAUCAAGCACAAGUGGACCUUCAAGUUGAGAAUCACGAUCGCUAGAGCAACCGUAAGGGAAUCACGUUCAUUAAAACUCGUGACUGAUGUGCACCUGGCCUCCCAACAAUGCGAGGACCUAUCGCAGCAACCUCUUCUAGUGGUGGGCAACGGACGCACGUACAGUGUAAUUGAUAACUCCCCGAAAAGGGCCAUAAUGUCCGUGAUACAAAAAACUACUAUAGCAAAAAAAUCGCAGAGCAACGGAUCGAUCACGGCCAACUCUAAUACCGACGACGACGGCGAGGAACAGAUAUAUUGGCUCAGACCGGCGCUAGCCCCUCAGAUGUGCUCUCCCGAUGGGCACAAGUAUUUUUGCUGGACCAAGAAAAAGCAGAAGCAUAAGGUCACCUUUAACGAUGACACCGCUUCGGCUAACCGAAAAGGAGCCAGCAUUAAAAGACGUAGCGUAAUUGGCGCAAUCGAAGAGUUAGAUGACGGCGAUUAUGCAACUCUUAGAGAGCUACCUUUAGUCCCACCACAAUCUUCAUCUUAUCAAAAACGUAUGAGCAAUAGCGAAGACACUGCAAGUGAAGAAGGAAAGCUUUUGGCUUAUGUUCAUGACGAACACGUAACUUACGCUAGUGCGAGAGACUUAGAGCCGCCAACUGCAUCAUAUGAAGAUACUAGUCCCUUAAUCGAAUUCGAACCAUCUGUUAUCACUGUGCACAAUUAUGACACCCAGACUACCGGACCAGCUCCAAAAUGCUUACGCAGAACGGAUUCUGGUAUACCCCAUGAGGAACCCAUACGUUCAGAUUCUGUAAGCACAGAAAGCUCCAACUCUCCUCCAGACCUACCCGGAAGCAAUCAUAGCGAAACAUCCAGUGGAAUACACUCCAAUGAAAGCGCAGAGCACAAGACAGCAGAAAAAUUAGCAGGUGAAUGGAAGUCCCCACAGCAAGAGGACCUUCCAGCGAGUCACAUGAGCCCCCUCGUGGAUCACAGCAUGACUGAGAGCCUUCUCGAUGCCCCCGAAAGCACUGUUGUGAUUCGUCGAAAAUCCACGCGAAUAAACCCGAACGAAGGCGUGAGCAGUGUAAUUCUGAACGAAGACCCGUACGGUAGGGCAACCAACAUGCGAAUGACCUCGUUUACCGACGUCAGCAACGAUCUGCAAAACAUGCAAUCGUCGUCUGCCACGUUGCCGCAUUACCCGACGCAACCGGUGCAAAACGUAUACCCGCACUGCUCGACGAUGCCACUGCCGCACAACAAUGUGCAAAACUCUAAUAGUAAGCUUGGUAAUGGAAACAGUUGCAAUGUUAUGUACCCAAGGCAACACUCGACCAUACCGACACACCAUAACGGCGUCAACUUGAUUUCGAACCCGAUGAACAACACGAACGUCAGUCAAAACCCGUACAUCAAAAGGCUGCAUCCCAAAACGGGAUUCGUUAUCAACGAACCGAUUUAUACGAAAAUAAACAGGGCAACUGGAGAGCUUUAUCACUAUUCAUCGUAAAUGGUUUUGGCCUGACUGGCCAGAUCGUUGUACCAAUGAUUAAAACGGACCAGAGAUCAGAAAUGUUAUAAGAGCUAAGAUGACUUGGUCCUAUCAUACCAAAGUUCAUUCAUUUCUUGUAUAACACGCACACAUCAUUUUACCUCCAUGAAUAUUUACUAAUAAUGAUAUUUUUAUAUAAUUUAAACGCAUAAAUAUCAUCCACAAGCAAUGGCGUCCUUAGACACUAUUUUUAUA